AUGGACAUUCCAUAUUUGAAAACGGAAGCAUCAAAUGACCCAAGAAUAGACCACAUGAUAGAUCUACAGACACGGAUGCAGGAACAACUUUUGCAUUUCCAAGAACUCCAAAUUCAGGAAUUGCACAGGAAAGAGAAGAUUUACAAAGAGAAAGAAACUCCAGUAGUUAAACUUCCAAAGUUUGAACUACCUUCAUUUGAUGGAGAUAAAUUAAAAUGGAAAGAAUUCUGGGACUCCUUUGAAGCUUCAGUGCACAUGAACUCGAGGCUUUCCAAUAUUGAGAAGUUCAACUACUUGAAAAGUAAAAUGGAAGGAAAGGCACAAUCUGCUAUUUCUGGCCUUAUGCUCUCCCAUGAAAAUUAUGAUGUAGCUCUCUCAAUAUUGAAGGAACGAUUCGGAGAUGUGCAGUCUGUAAUAAACAAACAUUACAUGGACCUUAUCAACAUUAAGCCUGCACUCAAUAACACUUCCAGUCUCCGUAGAUUAUUGGAUGAACUAGAAAACCAUAUGCGCAGUCUAGAAGCCUUGGAACAGGAUGUAAAUCAAGAUGUCUUUGUUUCCAUGAUAAUAACAAAGUUACCAAAGGAAGCCAGGUUACAAUUAGAAAUACAGAAAGGAAAGAAAGAAAAGUGGACUGUGCAAAAGCUGAGAAUAUUUCUUGAUAAUUACAUAGUAGCCAGAGAGUCUACAGAUAUGGACAAUCUAGACUCUCAUGAGAAACAACAUGCAAGAAAAACUUCAUUACCUGGAAUGUCAUAUGUAAAUGAAAGAAAACAUACAUCUGCAGAAGCAUUAACAACAUCAUUUCAAGAAUCACAAAGAAGAAACAAAUAUGAAAGAAAACAUCCCAUUUGUAUCUUCUGUGAACGAAAUCAUUGGAGUGAUGAAUGCAAAGAAUUCAGGACAAUUGAUGAAAGAAAACAGAAGAUCAAAGGAAGAUGUUACAUUUGUCUUAAACCAGGCCAUCUGAGCAAAGACUGCAAAGUAGACAAACCAUGUGUCCAUUGCCAUCAGACAAAGAAACAUCACCGAAGUCUCUGCAAUAAGAAGAUACAGCUUUUGAGAGAAACCUCACACUUUGUUGAAGCAGAGAUUCUUGAUUCUGAACCAGUUAACAAUAUACCAGAAAACAGUCUAUUGUCCUCAGGUAGUAUGGUGCUAAUGCAAACUGCAAGAAUUGAUGCAUCAGAUCUGAAUAGAAGGAGAGUUGAAUCUGUAAGAAUUCUGAUGGACUCUGGGUCUCAGAGAACAUAUGUUACUGAAGAAUUAGUUUCGAGGUUAAAUUUGCAGAGGAAAGGAACAGAAGAAAUAUCACUUAACACAUUUGGAGCAAGGAAUCCGAAGACGGUAAAAACACCGAAAAUCUCUUUGAGGAUUAAAUUAAAGGAUGGACACUGCAUGAGAAUUGAUGCAAAUGUUGUGCCUCAAAUAACUGGAUCAGUACAAAGAAGACCGUUACCACCUAACAUCACUAAACAAGUACAGCACCAAUGGAAACAUUUACAAUUUGCUGAUACCCUACCAGAAACUGCAGAAAAUUCAGCCAUAGACAUUCUUAUUGGAAAUGACUAUUACCUAGAUUUAAUAUUAUCAGAAAAAAUUAAAGUCAUCCAAGGACUAUACUUACUAUCGUCAAAGGUAGGAUGGAUUCUUACAGGAAGAAUGCAAGAAAACUUUAAGGGAUCCAGAGAUCAUUUACAUAAGAUACCGAUUGUAAACAGAAACAAACGUAGUACAGAAUAUUGUCUUCAUUCCUCAAUUGAUAAAUGUCUGCCCCUGAAGCCGUCAUCGGACAAUGAUGGGAAAUUUGAAACUAUAGGAACUAAAGACCAACUUCAAUCAUCAGAUGAUGAAGAGGCCUUGAAAAACUUUAAAGGUAAAUUAAAAACAGAAAAUGGCAGAUAUCGAGUCACUUGGCCAAGGAGAGAAAAAACAACAUAUAGACUGAGAGGAAAGUAUAUUCAGAAUAAUAGACCAGUAAAAAUUGAAGAUGAUCGAAUCAAAGAAGAUCUCCCUAAAGGAAGCUGGAAGAUCGGAAGAAUUUGUGAUUUGACAAUGAGUCAAGAUGGUCAAUUCAGAACAGGAAAUGUAAUAAUACCCAACAAAAGGACAUUAAACAGACCUUUAAAUUUACUCUAUCCUAUAGAAUGUAUCAAUGACUCAGAUCAUGGUGACAGUGAUGAAAAGAAGGAAAAACAAACAGUCAGUGAUAUUCCUCCGUUGCCUAGAGCAAAGAGACAGGCUGCUGAAAAGGCCACAAAACUGAUUAAAGAACAAUUAAAUUCAUGA
Molecule: messenger RNA, 2289 nt
Organism: Saccostrea echinata
Lineage: Eukaryota; Metazoa; Mollusca; Bivalvia; Ostreida; Ostreidae
Exons: 1
Coding region: 1-2289 (762 amino acids)
Molecular function (GO): zinc ion binding; nucleic acid binding
Source: RefSeq, a predicted model, not a curated record